GAGUUGUUGUUCACUAUAACGAGGAACAGAACCUCGCAGAAUGUCACCAGAUUGUCCUCUACACGCUUGUCUAUAUAUGCUUUUCGAAACUGGCGCCACCACGCCCUGCAGCUUUUAAGUAACCAAUUACUUUUCUACAUGAAACCCAACCUCGUUAAAUUAAAAUACAGCGCUCCUAUGUUACAAAAACUACACGGCGAUUAUACCAGGGCAGUGUUAAACAAUGUUCCGUCGUGCCGGUGAUAUUAUAUGGCAAUUUAAGAACCGGCGUUUUCAAACCAGAAACUUGUUCCCAAAACGUGAGUCUGGAGCCUAGAGCAGCCUUGCAGAAUCUGGUCACCCACAGUCACCGUAGAGCUGUUGGUUCAUUUACCACACAAGCUGAUAGUAUUCGGGAAUGUCCGCUCCCAACUCAGCAAAGAAAAGCUGGUGGAAUUUUGGUAGAUCUGUGUCCAAGAAAAACCCACAGGACAGGAGACAGUCAGUCCUGGAGAUGACUGAGAACGCAGCUAACAAGCAAUAUGAACCCAUACACUCACUCGGUACCAGUCAACAGCCUCCAUCCAAUGAACGGCAAGCCAGUCCAAGCAGGAGCCUGGACGAGGAAGCGUUUGUGGAUACAGGAUUUUCACACCCUGUCCCACCAGUUCCGAGAGCAAACCUGGAUCCAAGGGUAUCAAUCUACAGUGGCAGACGACCCAUGUUCACCCGGACCAACAUCCAAGGACGGGUUUACAACUUUCUGGAGAGACCCAGCGGUUGGAAAUGUUUCUUUUACCAUUUCACUGUAUUUCUCAUAGUGCUCAUUUGCCUCAUCUUCAGUGUCUUGUCGACCAUAGAUCAAUACACAGCUUUUGCACAGGGAACUCUGUUCUGGAUGGAAAUCGUGUUGGUGGUGUUCUUUGGGGCUGAGUACAUGGUGAGAUUGUGGUCUGCAGGAUGCCGCAGCAAGUAUGUUGGUAUCUGUGGCAGGCUUCGCUUUGCAAGUAAACCUAUUUCGAUUAUUGAUUUGAUAGUUGUUAUAGCUUCAGUAAUCGUGCUGUGUGUCGGCUCAAAUGGACGAGUCUUUGCAACCUCUGCCAUCAGAGGUAUCCGCUUUCUUCAGAUUCUCCGGAUGCUGCACGUCGACCGACAGGGAGGCACCUGGAGGCUCCUGGGGUCUGUCGUUUUCAUUCAUCGCCAGGAGCUGAUAACAACCCUGUACAUUGGCUUUCUGGGGUUAAUAUUUUGUUCCUAUUUCGUGUACCUGGCUGAGAAAGACGCUGUUGAUGCUAAUGGGUUCACGGAGUUUGCCAGCUACGCUGAUGCCUUGUGGUGGGGAGUGGUGACUGUAACUACGAUUGGCUAUGGUGACAAAGUGCCUCAGACGUGGAUAGGCAAGACCAUUGCCUCCUGCUUUUCAGUGUUUGCUAUUUCAUUCUUUGCACUGCCUGCAGGAAUUCUUGGCUCUGGUUUUGCCUUGAAAGUCCAGCAAAAGCAGCGACAGAAGCAUUUUAACAGACAGAUUCCUGCAGCGGCAUCACUCAUACAGACGGCCUGGAGAUGUUAUGCAUGUGAAAACCCUGACUCCUCAACUUUCAAAAUGUACAUCAGAAAAUACGUCAGAAACUACGCUUCACCGUCCAGCCCAAGACAGAAGAAAACGGUUAAAGUCAGGAAGAAGACCAAGACCGAGAAAGACAAUGGAACAAACUCCCCUAUGGUUCCUCACAUCACAUAUGACCACAUCGGAGAACCACGAAGCUCUGAUGGAUUCAGUAACCCAGCAGGCGAGACAGUGGCCUUAAAAAUGAUUGGCCGCCCGUCAUCCUGGACCUCGUUUCAGUUCUACUCCCCCUCUCCAGUGAAAAAAUCGUCUGGGUUUCUUGAAGUCCACCAACCAGGAGCUAUCCACAGAACAUACAGCUUCGGGGAAGACCUUGAACUGGAGGGAGAAAGUGCUCUGACCCCCAUCACACACAUCUCACAACUACGAGACCAGCACCGCGCUGCCAUUCGCGUGAUUCGCCGGAUGCAAUACUUUGUGGCCAAAAAGAAGUUUCAGUCAUUACAUGCUGAUGACUUUUUAAAGCUCAGAAGUUUUGCCUCGGUACACCUCUCAAGCUGGUGCACCAGAGUGUAACCAUUAACCUGCCCCCCUGCAACACUCCCUCCAGUGGAUGUGAGAAAUACAACAAUGAACAAAUACACUUAAAUCCACUGGGGACUUAACGGUUACACCUCUGUGAUUCACUGAAGUCAUUUAUUAUUUACUUUUUUAAUAAUCAGAUACAUUUUUUGAAAAUAUAACCAAAAAUAAAACAUCCUUGCAUGCAGAAGAUAUAUUUUUAGAAUGUUUGCUUUUUUGUGCCCAUGCCUCUAUAAGUGUUUCUUUUUGUAUGUAAGCAGUAUUUUCCUUUUAGACAUUUGGGGAAGUAUAUCUGCCUAUGUUUACCCUGUACUGCAUGAAAAUCUCAGUACUGCUGUAGUUCUAGAUUUCCAAAUGGCCCUCGCAAGUUUGAAUCCCUAUAGACCACUGGGGCUUGCCUUACCUCUACUGGCACCUUCAAGCAUGUGUCUUCAAGUAUUGUUGCUCAUGGAGGACGUGGCCUGUGCUCUGUAAUGUGCUAUUAUCCAGGCCCGCAACAUAUUUCAAAAAUAAAUUUGUCUUUUCUCCCUGUUUGUUGGCUCUGGUCAGAUGUACAGUACUGUAUUGAGAACAGAGGGUCAUCUGUAAACUGGGUCUGACACUAACCAUCCUCGCUUCACUGACACAGGUCCAUUAUAGCCAAUGGAUUUUGUGCUUUUUCAUCCUUUCCACAAACGAAUAAUGCAGUUAUAUAUAAAGCUGCAGUGUCCUACAAACAAAUCAGUUUUAUACUAAAAUGAGAUUCCAUUUGGUAACCCUUAGUGUCUGGAAUUCACAUUUAAUUACAUUUAAAUUACAUGAAAAUGUAUAUGCUUUCCUAUUAAACAAUAAUUCAUAUUCAACUCUUACAAUAAUUAUUUGUGAAUAAGGCAGUGUUUUAUACCCCCGAUAUGAGUCUAUUUUGAAUAUGUCCUACAUUGAUGAUUGUUUGACAUGAAUUCAAUAGGAAGUGUGUUGGCUCACAUGGUCAUUGCCUGCUAGUUAAUUGGCCAUGACGACAGUAAGUCUUCCUGAGCCGAAGGGCAUUUCACGGAAGACAGCCAAUUAUCUGCAGGUAAUGAUCACCGCUGAGGAUAUUACUGCUGUUAUAAAUCAAACACCCCAUAGUGCAUCUCUUUUUUCAUUUCUGUCUGCAAAAAUCUAUAUAUGUUAUGGGCAAAGCCUGAAAUGCGAGCAAUUCGCGAAUUGCCUGCUGACUUUGGGCAAAACUCGAAAAAUAAUUAAAAUAACUUAUGUUGGACUUUGCCUGGGCAAACUGCAGUCUGCCCACUGCUUCUUGGGCAGAGUCUGAAUCACUCCCUCUGUUCUUUCAUUCCUGUUCCAAGUGACAGGCAGACCUUUGGAACAAGGAACAUCGGAACAAAAAUUUACAUGAGAAACGCUAUUGACACUUGCAUAUAAAAAGGACAGUAUUAUUAAUAAUGUAAUAACAACAAUGAUAAUAAGGAGUUGUAGUAUUAUAACUGUCCAAUCAGAGAGAUGGAUGCAGUUACUGAGUGGAACAUGAAUGAUUAGCUGACUUACGUUUGACAGUGUUUAUAACUAGCGGUUGGAGAGUGUAAG
Polyodon spathula (Mississippi paddlefish) is the source of this 3691-nucleotide messenger RNA. Its product is annotated as potassium voltage-gated channel subfamily KQT member 1-like. NCBI's taxonomy places the organism in Eukaryota, Metazoa, Chordata, Actinopteri, Acipenseriformes, Polyodontidae. The transcript has 16 exons. The coding region runs from base 398 to 2122 and encodes 574 amino acids. The record is from RefSeq and is a predicted model, not a curated record. Gene Ontology annotation, cellular component: voltage-gated potassium channel complex; membrane. Gene Ontology annotation, molecular function: voltage-gated potassium channel activity. Gene Ontology annotation, biological process: transmembrane transport; potassium ion transport.